CGCCACGACGUUCCAAAGUCACCAACUUAAGAAGCCAUUCACCAAGGUCUGACUAGAUUUGGACGGUAUCCAAAUUUUUACUUAUGCUGCAGGAGAUGACGCAACAGAUUUCAACUUUAAGAAUGACAGAUAUAUUCCGGGCAAUCACGAGCUUGGGUCCACCUGCCAUUUUCAAAGCUCGGCCAUAACUUUUUACAACCUCUAUGAGAACCUUUAUUAUAGAAAGUCGCCGACACCUACAGGACUAUGAGUUCAGCAGAAGACGACUACGCCCCCAGCGAGGUCGUAUCUCACAUUUCUGGUGUUCUAGAAGCGCUCCCAGCAGAAGAAGAUCCGUACAUCGAGCAGGACGACUCAUUUCGCUCUAGCGAAUCGUCCAGUGAAGGAGACAACAACACCGCCACCGCCUCGUCAGGAGAAGAAGCUAGCAGUCCCAACUCCUUCGGACGAUCCCGUAAACGCCGCCGCCUCCCCGACUACUCCGGUGCGCCCCUAAAACGGCAAAAAUGCACCUUCAACGCCGACUACCUAGCCCUCCUAAACCAAGACAUCCAGGAUGCGGCCGCAGGCCUCGUAGUCUCUACCGAAACCAACGCGGCAGAGCUCCAGGACUCCCAACUCGGCGCAACGCGCUGGAAUCACAUCGAGAAGGAAGCCCUAUUCUCAGCACUAGGCCGCUUGGGGCGCGACGACCUCCCCGGCAUCGCCGCCCGCAUCGGCACCAAGGGCGCCGUCGAGGUGCACCAGUACCUGGUAUUUCUGUCGGAAACGGAGCUGCGGCGACGGCAGGCCGAGGGGGAUCUACGGCGCAAAACGCUGAAACCGGUUGAGGUGCUGGCAGCGGUGGAGGUUAGUCAGGAUUGCUGUAACGCGCUGGAUGAGGUCGGGGACGAUCUUUCGCUGCGUCAGGAGGGGCAUGAGGUGGCGGUUGAGGAAAAGAAGUGGGGUGACAAAUGGCUCGUUACCAAAUCGUUAAGCAAGGAGCUGGAUGAAGUUAGUAUGAAGCGGAAAGGGCCUGAUGUGGAGUUGCCGUUUGCCGAGCUCUUUAUUCUGAGGAAUUGGAUUAGGGUGUCCGAGCACAUGUUCAUGAACUCGUCGAUACCCGAGUACAACUGGCGGUGGUUUUCGGACUCGGUGCCGCCUGCUAUCCGGAGCACGGCGUUAUCGGAUUUUCAUGCGCUGGCUGUGAGUGUCACGAGGCGGUUGGUUGCGGCUGCGUUGCAUAUGAGCCAGUCAAGGAUCAAAGCUAAGAAGGAAGUUGUGGCCAAGACGCGGCACGUGGUCAAGGCGAGGGAUGUUAAAGCCGCGGCUGAUUCAAUAUCCAUGAAGACGAGCCGUCGCGAGUUUUGGGCGCGGUCGGCAAGGAGGUUGAGGUUGGAUGUCUAUGGAUCGAAGGGAGAGGACGAAGGGGAGGGCGGAGGUGACGAGAUCAUGUCGUAUGACGACAUAGAAGCUGCUCUGGGUUACCGCAGGCCCCAUUGGCGAACGGCCCCUGAAAGAGACGACGACGACGACGAUGAUGACAAUGACGAUCUCUCCGACACAUCAACCACCUCCACUCCAAUCGAUUCCAUGAACCCCGAAAUUCAAGAUACCAGCGAAUCGAACCGCGACCUAUCCCCUGAGACCGCAGCCAUAAAAUAUGACCUCGAAGAAGCCAUGCACUUCUCCGCCGACUUCGAAGGCACCACACGAGCGCGCCAGGCCCUCCAAUCCCGUAUCCAAGCCGAAUACCGCCUGGAAGCCGAGGCCGAUGAGCAUGAUGCCCGGGCCAGCACACAGGAAGAGGCUCGGCUGUGGGGGGUGCUACGCCAGCAGGGGGUGGCACCGCAGUGGGGGACUACUACUAUGCCAAGUACUGGCGGGCCUGGGCAGACGACGGCGACGACGACAGGCUUACCUAAGGGAGCCAGACGUGCAGUGUUUGAGCCGGCAGUUGGGUACGAUUGGAGGGCUACUUUUGAGUAUAUGAGUGAGUGGGAGGUGGCUGGUAGGGAUGCAGAGGGUGCUGUUGGCACUUGAUCAACAUGAUGAUAGUGGAGAGAAUAAUAUACCCGUGUUUGUAGACUGGAAAAUAGGACCGUUUCUGCCAUGUUUAUUGUAGAUAAUCCAUGUUUGUUACGGG
Messenger RNA from Pseudomassariella vexata, 2125 nucleotides. RefSeq lists its product as uncharacterized. The record is from RefSeq and is a predicted model, not a curated record. Lineage: Eukaryota; Fungi; Ascomycota; Sordariomycetes; Amphisphaeriales; Pseudomassariaceae. Gene Ontology annotation, cellular component: RNA polymerase I upstream activating factor complex. The transcript has a single exon. Gene Ontology annotation, biological process: transcription initiation at RNA polymerase I promoter; nucleolar large rRNA transcription by RNA polymerase I. Gene Ontology annotation, molecular function: rDNA binding; RNA polymerase I general transcription initiation factor activity. The coding region runs from base 247 to 2022 and encodes 591 amino acids.